AUGACCCGGCUGUCCGGCCUCAAGCGCUUCGCGCGUACUCAAUUGGAACGGAUAGACGUGCAGCUUCCUCUUGCAACCUGGGAGAGAGUAGCUGAUCCUGUGAAAUUGAACGCGAUCUUCAGUGAAAGAGAAUGGAAAUUGGAAUCCCCGGUUGCCAAUCUGACCGAGCCUCGGCAAGACUGGAUUCACUGGUUCGCGUGCGAUCCGCUCGACGACACCAUGGUGGAAAUCUUCUUCGAAAGAUUCCAGACGGGAGUGGCCAAGGUCUGGAUUCACCUGAGAAUCCAAGGCCGUUCCCUUCGCCUGUUUCCGAAGUUCUACAAAGACAACAGCGAAGGGCACGCAUACAGCGCCGGGGGAAUUCGUUUGGAGUGUAAUGCGCCGUUCAGAAGAUGGCGCGUGACUUUCAACCUGAUGAUGGAGGAUCCUGCCGCGGAAGAAACAGUCCACGUGCGUCUGGGUGCCCAGGUUGCCAUGACAGGUCAUACGAUGGAGCUGCCGAAACAAGUCCGACCGUCUUUCCUGGCUCGAAGUUUCCUCAAAAAGGGAACGCCCGACGAAGCGAAGAAUGAAAUAUCAAAAUGCUGCACCGAAUGUCAAACGAUAUGUCAGCCUAACUCACUCUUCUCUGAGAUAAUCAUUGAUGGCGAGCGACAUGAGGGUAUGCUGUUCGGGUCCCGUCUCAAGUUUUUCGGUAGUUCGAACAUGCUGCGAAAUGCUGAAGUACACGUCGGCUAUGCUGUGAAUGGAACGACAUUCACAGCAAUCAAAGCAGAUGAAAAAGCGUACGGAUACUACUGUGAGCCGGCGAAUUACUUACAACCGAUUCGUAAAACGAGAUGGACAUCGCAAACACCGCCGACGCUCAUCAUAGAACUCGACGGUCAGAAACACGAGCUCAGAAUGAGCGCUCAGAUUCCUCCCUAUGAAUUGGGUAGCCUCAAGUUGGCUAGCAAGACUUUCGAACUGCGAAGCACUGUGUUGGACCUCAGGAGCAGCCUGAGCUUGAACGAAGAAAACUUGAAUGUUUGGAAGCUGCUGCAGUUCUCAAGCCACCGUACUUCCCAUCUACUCCUCACAACGUCGGAUGUCGACUGCAAGAACCCCAAACUCACCGGAGGGAAAGGCAGCUCUUUGGCUGUGCUGAACGAUGUCUCGAAACACUUGAAAACGUUCACGGUACCCUCCGGUAUCGUCCUGACAGUGAACGCAUAUGAGAUGUUUUCUGAAACUCCGGAGGUCUCCAAGGCCAUCGGAACUUUCCUUGAAUCGUCCAAAACGUCCGACCUGGCUGCUCUGAAGAGCGCUUCAGAUACUUGUGUUGCCACAAUUUCGAAAGUCGAUCUUCCCGCUCCAAUCCAUGCCCUUCUGAUUGAGAAACUUCAAGACGUGUUCGGCUACGAUUGCUUCUCGAGGAAGUUCGCCGUGAGAUCGUCGGCUGUGGGCGAGGACUCCGAAGAGAUGUCGGCGGCUGGACAGAUGACGACGUAUCUCGGAGUGAAGGGGGAAACGAAGAUUUCCUCGGCCGUGGUGAAGUGCUGGGCUUCACAAUUCGCUCUGACCGCUGUCAACUAUAAACGUCAAUACGGACAAGUUCUGAAUGGUUCGAUGGCGGUUGUGGUGCAAGAAAUGGUCAGCGCAGAGAUAGCCGGGGUGAUGUUCACCUGUGACCCGACAACCUCGGACCCAUCCAAAAUAUUCAUCACUGCGAACUACGGACUCGGCGAGUCUGUUGUCUCUGCAACGGCUGAUCCCGAUACCUACUCCUUGCGACGGAAGGGGACCGAGGUCGCUCUUCUUGAGAAAUCGUGCGGCGCAAAAGAUCGCAUGGUCGUCGAGCUGGAAUUCGGUAACGGAACCGAAGAUAAAACCAUCGCGGCGGACAAGGCGAAGAGUUUCUGUCUGACGGACGAGCUUGCCGUGAGGCUGGCUUCGAUCGGAGCCUCGUUAACGGAUAUCACCGAUACUCCUCGCGAUAUCGAAUGGGCGAUCGUCAAAGGUGGAAUUUAUUUACUUCAAUCACGCCCAGUGACGUCUUUCCUUCGCGAGAGUGACUUCGAAAUCAGGCAUGACUGUAACUCUGGAUUCUACACAAAUCGCGAGAUCUUGAGUCGCGCCAACCUCGACGAAGUGAUGCCAGGCGUCUUUUCUCCUCUGGGUAUCUCGAUCGUUAGCCACUUGCUCUUCGCGGCGGUGAAUAAGAAGAAUGCCGAGUGGGGAGGCACAGAUCCUAGUCAGUUCGCAGACCUGCAAAACAGCAUAUGCGCCAAGAGAUCCUUUAUGAAUUUCUCUCAAAAAGGUUUGGCCGAAGACAAGACAGUAAUCAGGACAUGCGGAAUUACCAUGUUCGGCUAUGAUAUACGGGAGCACGAAGCCAUCAAAAAUGGUAUCGUUCAUGGAGGCUCAGUCUCGGGCCUUGCUUUUCUCAAGAACCUAGUCGGCGCCUUGUGGAAUAUGGAGAACACGGUCAGGGAGGUCCGAAAACGAGCAGGAGAACUGACCGUCGACGUCCCGGAAGAUGGGGACGCCUUGAGCCAAUUUUUGAGCAUUAUUUGUCAGGUUCCGAAGAUGGACUUCUUUCUGCAUGGACUCAUGAGGGCUUCUGUGCCAUCCGGUAUCUACAACAUGAUCAUUUUGGACUUGGUGAAAAAAAGUCAGGGCUUGUCGGACUUUUGCCCCGAACUCAUGAUCCUCUUAUCGAAACUUCUGCGAUCCGACCUCGAGGUGGAGAGCGCGCACAUCCCAACGGAGCUCACGGCACUCUCGAAUCUGCUCAGAGAAGACCCAAUGGCGGAGCGGUUCGUCUCGAUGGCUCCCGAGGAAGCGUUGGCAUGGCUUGAGGCGGACAGCGGUUCAGCCGCUGAUCAAUUCAGAGCGAUACGGUCAAAACACGCUCACCGUUGCUACAAGGAAUUCGACAUUGAGUCGAAAACCUGGGACAUCGAUCCCAUUCCUCUGGUACAAACGCUGCAAGCCACCGUUCGGUCACCGGAGCAGAACGAUCCAAAGAAGGAUGAGGAAACCCUCUCCGUGCAUCAAUUAGCCAAGCGACCGUCCUUCAUGCAGCGGAAGAUCCUGAAUUUUUUGAUACCUCGAGCAAAAUACGCAGUCUACGCAAGAGAGGCUACGAAAUCCGCUCUGAUCAAGAGCAUUCACGGAAUUCGUCUAGCGAUGCGCCGCUUGGGGUUGCAACUCCAAGCCGAGGGAAGGCUACCGGAUCCGGAGCUGAUAUUCUUCCUUACGAGCGAUGAGCUCUACAGACUAAUUACAACGAGAGAUCCCAGCCUACUUCCGAGAGCCCGCCGGAGACAGAAGAUGCAUCCCUCACUCAACAGAGAGCGAUUUCCAGUCCUCUGCUGUGGCAUGCCGAAACCCAUCGACUCCUCGACAAUUUCCGCGGACCCGGAUGCAGAAGGUCUCCAAGGCACUCCCGUGAGUCAAGGCGUGGUCGAGGGACCCGCCCGAGUCAUUCUCGAUUUCGUAAGUCAGGCGCAUGAGAUCAAGAAAGGAGAAAUUCUCAUCACUCGAGCGACAGAUACAGGAUGGACUCCUUAUUUCCCGCUUCUCUCUGGAGUUGUCACCGAAGUCGGUGGUCUACUCUCUCAUGGCGCUGUGGUCGCCAGAGAGUAUGGCCUACCGGCGAUCGUCGGACUCAUCGGUGUCACUGACAUCAUCAAAUCCGGAGACAUAGUCUUAUUGGACGGGAACAAAGGGACACUACACAGGUCCAUUUAUCCCGAGAAAGCGGAUGACAUGGGAAUCUCCUCUCAAGGGCGGGAACACGCCACGAUGAAAGAGGACCGCAAUUUGACUGCCCGGGAGGGCGGAUGGCUCCGGAUGAUUAUGAAAUCAGGACUCCUCUACGUGUCCUCGUCAUCAACGACUCGCAUCCCGGAGGAGCUCAUAGAAUAUCGGUGCAUUCCGGAGAGUCGGGGUUUCCUGAAGUAUUUCUUGUAUUCCAUCAUCGAGCGGAGGCCGUCCACGAAGAGCGUAGACAUGACCACGCUACACGAGAUCACCUGCUAA
Molecule: messenger RNA, 4026 nt
Organism: Galendromus occidentalis (western predatory mite)
Lineage: Eukaryota; Metazoa; Arthropoda; Arachnida; Mesostigmata; Phytoseiidae
Product: putative phosphoenolpyruvate synthase
Exons: 22
Coding region: 1-4026 (1341 amino acids)
Biological process (GO): phosphorylation
Molecular function (GO): kinase activity; ATP binding
Source: RefSeq, a predicted model, not a curated record